Molecule: messenger RNA, 828 nt
Organism: Salvia splendens (bonfire salvia)
Lineage: Eukaryota; Viridiplantae; Streptophyta; Magnoliopsida; Lamiales; Lamiaceae
Exons: 3
Coding region: 1-828 (275 amino acids)
Source: RefSeq, a predicted model, not a curated record
AUGGAGAAGCAGGAUGAUGAAGAAUAUGAAUGGGAGAAGCAAAAGGAGUGGGGUUGGGUGAUGGAUGCAGGAAAGAAGGUGGUAAUGGCCGGUGUUAUCAUAUCAUCUGCUCCGGUGCUACUUCCGCCCUUACUCGUUGUUUCUGCGCUCGGGUUCGCUGUCUCGCUGCCGUCCGGCGUCGUUUUGGCCUCAUACGCCUGCACUCACAAGCUCAUGACCAAGCUGCUAGUUACAGAAUCACGAGAGGGGGGAGAGAUGAGCAGCAACUCCUCUUCCACUGACAGUAAAAAUAUUCUAGUGGAAGAGGAAGAGGAAGAGGAGGAGAAUCAGGAACGAGAAGAGGAAGCAGAGGAAGGGAAAGAGAAUCAGGAACAAGAAAAGGAAGAGGAAGAUGGAGAUGAGAUAGAGGUUUUAGCUGUACCAGGGCUAGUUUUGAGGAAUGAAAUGUAUCACGUCAACAAACCUGCUGUCAAUGGUAGAGUUAAUGCUCAUCAAACUGCUUUACUUAUAAAUAGGUAUUUUAUACUAGCAUAUAACUUCUUGUUUUCUCUAGUUAUUGAUCCCAAGAUAGAUGGUGACAAUUUGAAAGAGGGCAAUGGAGUAAAUGGUGGUGGUUUGCAUUCUCGUGGGGAAGUGAUUAGUGAGGAUAAAAUUUGGGAGAAGAUAGACGCAAUAAGAGUUAUUGUAGGAUUCAAGGUUCCAAAGCGUUCCUCCUAUGUGGAAGAAGUUAAGGCCUUGUAUCUCUUCACAGGCAUCGAACCACCAACACAAGAUCAGUCUCAUCUUGCACACCUUAACUUCCUCAUGUCUGUAAUCGGAGUGAAAUGA